Procambarus clarkii (red swamp crayfish) is the source of this 2772-nucleotide messenger RNA. Lineage: Eukaryota; Metazoa; Arthropoda; Malacostraca; Decapoda; Cambaridae. The record is from RefSeq and is a predicted model, not a curated record.
AUGGCUGUCACGGAUGGUACUCUCUCUACAAUCCUCAACAACUCUCUACAACCCUCUACAACCCUCAACAACUCUCUACAACCCUCAACAACUCUCUACAACCCUCAACAACUCUCUACAACCCUCAACAACUCUCUACAACCCUCAACAACUCUCUACAACCCUCAACAACUCUCUACAACCCUCAACAACUCUCUACAACCCUCAACAACUCUCUACAACCCUCAACAACUCUCUACAACCCUCAACAACUCUCUACAACCCUCAACAACCCUCUACAACCCUCAACAACUCUCUACAACCCUCAACAACUCUCUACAACCCUCAACAACUCUCUACAACCCUCAACAACUCUCUACAACCCUCAACAACUCUCUACAACCCUCAACAACCCUCUACAACCCUCAACAACUCUCUACAACCCUCAACAACUCUCUACAACCCUCAACAACUCUCUACAACCCUCAACAACUCUCUACAACCCUCAACAACCCUCUACAACCCUCAACAACUCUCUACAACCCUCAACAACUCUCUACAACCCUCAACAACUCUCUACAACCCUCAACAACUCUCUACAACCCUCAACAACUCUCUACAACCCUCAAAAACUCUCUACAACCCUCAACAACUCUCUACAACCUCAACAACCCUCUACAACUCUCUACAACCCUCAACAACUCUCUACACCCUCAACAACCCUCAACAACUCUCUACAACCCUCAACAACCCUCAACAACUCUCUACAACCCUCAACAACUCUCUACAACCCUCAACAACUCUCUACAACAACCUCUAACCCUCACAACCCUCAACAACUCUCUACAACCCUCAACAACUCUCUACAACCCUCAACAACUCUCUACAACCCUCAACAACUCUCUACAACCCUCAACAACUCUCUACAACCCUCAACAACCCUCAACAACUCUCUACAACCCUCAACAACUCUCUACAACCUCAACAACCCUCAACAACCCUCUACAACCCCUACAACCUUCUACAACCCUCAACAACCCUCUACAACCCUCAACAACUCUCUACAACCCUCAACAACUCUCUACAACCCUCUACAACCCUCAACAACUCUAUACAACCCUCAACAACUCUCUACAACCCUCAACAACUCUCUACAACCCUCAACAACUCUCUACAACCCUCUACAACCCUCUACAACUCACUACAACCCUCUGCAACACUCUACAACCGUCUACAACCUUCUACAUCCUUCUACAACCCUCUACAACUCUCUACAACUUUCUGCAACCCUCUACAACCUACUACAACCUUCUACAACUCUCAACAACUUUCUACAAACCUCUACAACUCACUACAACCCUCUACAACUCUCUACAACCCUCUACAACUCUCUACAACCCUCUACAACCUUCUACAAUCUUCUACAAAACUCUACAACUCUCUACAACUUUCUACAACUCUCUACAACCCUCUACAACCCUCAACAACCCUCUACAACCCUCUACAACCCUCUACAACCCUCAACAACCCUCUACAGCCUUCUACAACCCUCUACAACUCACUACAACCCUCUACAACCGUCUACAACCCUCUACAACUCACUACAACCCUCUUCAACUCUCUACAACCUUCUACAACCCUCUACAACCUACUGCAACUUCUACAACUCUCUACAACUUUCUACAACCCUCUACAACUCACUACAACCCUCUACAACUCAUUACAACCCUCUACAAUCCUCUACAACUCACUACAACCCUCUACAACACUCUACAACCUUCUACAACCCUCGACAACCCUCUACCAUCCUCUGCAAUGCUCUACAACUCUCUACAACCCACUACAACCCUCUACAACACACUACAACCCUCUACAACUCAUUACAAUCCUCUACAACCUUCUCCAACCUUCUACAAUCCCCUACAACUCUCUACAACAUUCUACAACCUUUUACAACACUCUACAACUCUAUACAACUUUCUACAAUCCUCUACAACUCACUACAACCCUCUACAACCUUCUACAACCUUCUACAACUCUCUACAACCCUCUGCAACCUUCUACAACCUUCUACAACUCACUAACAACCCUUUACAACUUUCUACAACCCCCUACAACCUCUAUUCAACCGUCUACAACUCUCUAAAACCAUCUACAACCCACUACAACUCUUUACAAACCUCUUCAACCCCUCUACAACCCAAUUCAACCGUUUACAACCCUCUACAACCCUCUGCAACCCUCUACAACUCUCUACAACCCUCUACACCCCUCUACAACCCUCUACAACUCUCUACAACCCUCUACCUCUACAACUACAACUCUCUACAACCCUCUACCAUCCCCUACAACUCUCUACAACCCUCUACAACCGCCUACAACCCUCUACAUCUCCUAAAACCCUCUACAACUCACUUCAACCCUCUACAACUCUCUACAGCUCUCUACAGCCCUUUACAACGCUCUACAACUCUCUACAACCUCUACAAUUCUCUGCAACCCUCUACAACCUCUACAACUCUCUACAACCCUCUACAACCCACUUUAACCCUCUACAACCCUCUACAACCCUCUACAACUCUACAACACUCUGCAACCCAAUUUAACUCUCUUAACCCCUCUACAUCCUUCUACAACCUCUACAACUCUCUAAAACCCACUUCAUCCCUUUACAACUCUCUACAACUCUCUAAAACCCUCUUCAUCCUUCUACAACCCUCUACAACCCACAACAACCCUUUACUACCCUCUACAACUCUCUACAACCCACUACAAUUGUUUACAACUCUCUAA